Australozyma saopauloensis is the source of this 1722-nucleotide messenger RNA. It is a transcript of the gene SNG3, whose product is annotated as Sng3p. The coding region runs from base 1 to 1722 and encodes 573 amino acids. The record is from RefSeq and is a predicted model, not a curated record. Gene Ontology annotation, cellular component: membrane. The transcript has a single exon. Lineage: Eukaryota; Fungi; Ascomycota; Pichiomycetes; Serinales; Metschnikowiaceae.
AUGGCUGCCCCUCGGAGCUCCCUCAGCUCCUCCGAAGCCUCCCAUGAGGUGGCUUCGUUCACGGGAAGCGAUGUAAAUCCACAGGCCCUUCAAGGUGACAGACAAUCGUUUCUCCAGAAGGUGUCCUCGACUGCAUCCAACCUUUUGUCCAGCACCAGGGCUCGUACCCACAGCGUCACCUCGGCGGUCGCUGGCUUGGAAAACUUCGGAUACAAUGGUGAGUUGUAUGGUGUGACGCUAGAACCGGAAGAGGCCGACGAAGACGAGGAGCUGCAGGUGGCAACGAAAUCCGAGGCUUCCUCGGGCUCUCAGGAAGGCGUGGAGCCCGGCGUCGAGGGUUUGGAUGAGAAGUUGGCCGUAGACGAAGGGGUGUCCACAAAGAAGGACCGCUUCUGGAGUAGCAAUUUGCAUGAGACACGGACGGUGAUCUACCGGACGCUUCUCACCAACUAUGUGUUUUUGAUUUUGGGGUUUGCCAUUUGUCUCUGUAUCUAUUGGGGUAGUUUCUUUGGCCGCGCGGGCCGCUUGAAGAACCUCCAUUAUUUGGUGGUAGAUGGUGACGGAGAGGUGGAGAAGCUUCCUCCGGUGCUUGGAACUGUAGUCACGAAGUUUUUCUCGAGCCCGAAGUUGGCUCCGUACGGAACGUUCAAGGUGUUGAACUAUACCGAGUCCGUGCAGAUGGCCAGCGCCGCUAACAUGACGUUGGAGCAAUAUGCGCAACAUCAAGUGUACGUGCAGAAGUACAGUGCUGCUUAUUUUGUCAGAAACAAUGCUACCGCAAUCAUGUACCGGAUGCUCGCGACUGCCAACAGCUCCUUUAGUCCCUCCAGAGAGCUCUUGGCUGUGUACUACGAAACUGGUAGUGACUACAACAAGGUGGCCAACUACGUGAUUCCCGUGACGCAGCUGAUUGCGUUGCAGUUCGGUGAGAUCAUGCGUACGGUGAAGUGGAAUCAGUUUUGGUUCACGGUGUUGAACUCGACGCAGAUUUCACAGGUCAUGAACAAUGCUCCCUCGCUCUUCACAUCGCUUCCUAGCUUCAAACUUGUAGACAACCUUCCUGUGAAGAAGGCUGUGUACCAAGCCCCUUUGCAGAUUGGUCUCAUUUACCUCUGUGUGUUCACCUUCUUCCAGUUUGUGUUCACAUACCCUGUGCAACUUGAGUUGGCUUCGAAGCUCACUCCCGCAAGAUUUGUGGCGGUGAGAAUGUUUUUGGCUCAGGGCGCUUACUUCCUUUUGAGUUUGGCUUACAUUGUCCUCAACACUGCCUUCCAAAUGAAUUUCACUGCCACUUUCGGAUACCUGGGCUUCCUUGUCAUUUGGAUGUUUGCCUUCUUGACCAUGUCGUCGAUUGGGUCGAUCAUGGAGGCGUUGGUGCUCGUUUGUUUCAUCUUCAAGCCUGCUUGUAUCGGUUUGGUGAUCUUGUUCGUAGCAGUGACCAACUUGGCCCCCACAAUCUCGCCAAUUCCAUUGUGCCCUACUUUCUACCGUUAUGGUUACGCCAUGCCGGUGUUCAAUUCGUACCAUCUCAUGAACAUUGCCUAUUUUAACUCGUGGAAGGGUGACAUGGGUAGAUACAUCGGAAUCCUCGUGGCAUGGAGUGUGGUCAGCAAUCUCUGCAUGCCCUUCGUGAUGAUGUACGCAUCCAAGGUCAUGAAGAAAAGAAAGGCUGCUGCUGCAACCAUACCAGUUGGGGCUACUGUUGCUGGUGCCUCUGGUUAG